Messenger RNA from Sorghum bicolor (sorghum), 928 nucleotides. RefSeq lists its product as uncharacterized. Gene Ontology annotation, biological process: regulation of DNA-templated transcription. The transcript has 4 exons. Lineage: Eukaryota; Viridiplantae; Streptophyta; Magnoliopsida; Poales; Poaceae. The coding region runs from base 145 to 660 and encodes 171 amino acids. Gene Ontology annotation, molecular function: DNA-binding transcription factor activity; sequence-specific DNA binding; protein dimerization activity. Gene Ontology annotation, cellular component: nucleus. The record is from RefSeq and is a predicted model, not a curated record.
UGUUAGCCUAUAUAUAUAUCCUCCUUUGACGCAGGCCACACAGCCCUAGCUCUUGGACUCCGAUCCGAUACAUACAACAUACCCUGUGUUGAAGCGACAGAGCGAGAGAUCGUCUUGAGAGGAUCGGAGAGGUUCCCGGAUUGGAUGAUGUCGUGGGAGCAGCGCAAGAAGGCAGCGGCCGCUCUACAUGAGAAGCUGCAGAUCCUGCGCUCCAUCACUCACUCCCGCGCGCUGAGCGACGCCUCCAUAAUCAUGGACGCGUCGGAGUACAUCAAGGAGCUGAAGCAGAAGGUCGUCAGGCUCAAGCAGGAGAUGGCGUGCGAAGAAGCAGAAGCAGCAGGCGCUCUGCUCAAGCACAGCUCCUCCCCCUCCCCGGUGGUCACUGUGGAAACCCUAGCAGGGGCAGGGAAGCACGGGUUCCUCAUCAACGUGUUGUCUGACAAGAGCUGCCCCGGGCUGCUUGUUUCUAUCCUGGAGGCGUUUGAUGAGCUGGGCCUCAGCGUACUCCAAGCCACGGCGUCUUGUGCGGAUACAUUCCGCCUCGAGGCUGUUGGGGGAGAGAACCAGGUGGAUAAUGUGGAUGAGCAUGUCGUGAAGCAAGCCGUGCUCCAGGCCAUGAGGACCUGCUCAUCACAAGGCUGUCGCCAACAACAAGAGUAGCGCUACUAGCUAGCGUGUGCCAACAUCUCUCUUGGUGUUCUGUUACCUUCUGUCCAUGAUGAUCUGAAGAAACAAAUCUUCAGAGAAUCUGUAGCGUAUAAUUAAUCUCCCAUGUACUAUUAAUUAAUUGGCACUAUAUGCACUACUGCAUGUACCGUGUAGGGUAACAUGCCAUGAUGUAUGAUGUUUUCUAGAUACGUAACUUUUUGAUAUGCACUUAGAUUAUAUGCUAUGUUUAUAAUGAAAACAAGGGUGCAUUUUUUUCCUA